Molecule: messenger RNA, 663 nt
Organism: Trypanosoma conorhini
Lineage: Eukaryota; Euglenozoa; Kinetoplastea; Trypanosomatida; Trypanosomatidae
Exons: 1
Coding region: 1-663 (220 amino acids)
Source: RefSeq, a predicted model, not a curated record
AUGGACGGUGUCAAGGGAAAGUCUGCCAUGCUGAUGACUAAGGGCGUCAUGGAGAUGCGACAGAACCCGCCAGGGCUUAUUUGCACCAUCCGUCGGUUUAAGCACCCCGCCACGCAGAAGGAAGUCACGCUGUACCCCGUCCCCAGCAUCGCCGCACCGCACUACUUUAGACGCGUCCUGGACGGUGAGGCCCUGACAAGAAACUUUGACAUGGUCCUCUGCGAGGACGGUCGGCUGCCUUUUGAGGCGGGGUCGCGCUUGGCGCGGCGGCAGCAGGUACUGAGACGUAUAUUUCCUUUUUUUGGGCUUCGGCCGGUGUCAGUCGAGGGCGCCAAAUUUGACGGUAUUGUUCAGCGUGACCCGGUGGAGUCUCGCAUGGCGUAUCAGAUGAUCCUGGAUGGCGCGGAUCCUCCCGUUGACCCAAGGGCGCGGCGUGCCGUGGAGCGUAUCGAGACGUACCCGGAUGGCACGCGCGUGGUGUGUCCGUGGGGGGUGUAUCACAUAGUGUACAUGAACCACAAGCUUCACCAGCUAGGAUACGUGGUGGAGGACGAGGAGACGCUGGAGGUGGUGGGGUACCGGGAGGCCUUACUCGUCUCGGGCAUCUUUGCAGUGUUGACCUUUUGGGUGGCCUACGCCGCCUUUAGAAUCGUUUUCGGGUAG